This is a messenger RNA of Blepharisma stoltei, 597 nucleotides long. The record is from the annotation of a GenBank genome assembly. NCBI's taxonomy places the organism in Eukaryota, Ciliophora, Heterotrichea, Heterotrichida, Blepharismidae.
AUGGGUGCAUGCUGUGGAAGUGAGAAAAAGGAAGACAUGGUUAGAAGCACCGAAGCAAUCCAACCCAAACUUGUUGAGCCUGCCUAUUGUACAUUCGAAUCUCCUAAUUUCCGUCUCGAAGAUUAUUCCAAAAAGAUUGGGAACAUGGAGAUGAUUGAAGAUAUAAGAGAUUUAAUUUUUAAUUAUAGGCCGGCUGACAUUCGGUGCCAGAGAUACCCUAACGAUCCUCCCUCAAGGCACUCUUUUAUUCUUAUCACUGGAGAAAAGCAAAUUUCAGAAGAAACAUUGGAAGACAGUGGGUAAUUUUAAUACAGCCUUAUCAUUGAUUAUUCAGAGAAUGGGUUUCGAAUUUUAUUAGGGGACGAAAAAAUCAUAAGCUUGGCGCAUAGCAAUAAUAAAAAAAUCGACCCAGUUGUAGAGCUUUUGAUUUUCCCUGGGUCAGAUUCUAAAACUGAUAAAGGAUUCCACGAAAUAAUUGAAUGAUCAUAUGAGCAUAAAGAUGAAUUAUGCACAGACCCUAGUGUGACUCCAGAACUCAACAUGGGGAAGCGUCUUUAUAAAUAUAUAGUAGAUAUGCUUCACUGGAACUCUAAGUAA